Messenger RNA from Brienomyrus brachyistius, 1750 nucleotides. RefSeq names its product survival of motor neuron protein-like. The record is from RefSeq and is a predicted model, not a curated record. Bases 66 to 1175 code for a protein of 369 amino acids. NCBI's taxonomy places the organism in Eukaryota, Metazoa, Chordata, Actinopteri, Osteoglossiformes, Mormyridae. The transcript has 10 exons. Gene Ontology annotation, biological process: mRNA processing. Gene Ontology annotation, cellular component: nucleus; cytoplasm. Gene Ontology annotation, molecular function: RNA binding.
GCUCGCGGGAAUUUGAGACGUACGUGCGUGCGGGUGCCCGGCUCACCGGCGGAAGAUGCCCAGGGAUGGCCGAGUGCUGUCGGGAUAUCGUCUAUCGGGCGAAUGACGGCGAACUGAAGAUGUCGGCGGCGGUGGCAGGGGAUGAUGCAGCCUUAGUGAAGGCUUAUGACAAGGCGAUCACAUCCUUCCAGGGUUCAGACUGUGAGGAAGAAGUUCAAGUGCCGACCGACGAGCAGGAAGGGUCACUGAAAGCUGCGGGACACAGCGAGGAACCUGAUGAUGGCACUGUGUCCAUACAGGACUGGGGUGUGGGAUCCCGUUGUCGUGCAUGCUGGUCUGUGGAUGGCCUGGUCUAUCCCGCCGUGUUGGUCUGGGUUGAGGGCCCGCGGGGCAGGGUGAAGUUUGACGGCUAUGGAAACGAGGAGGAGCUUGAGCUGUCGAUGCUGCUGCCUGGGGAGCCUGAACUGUGGACAGUAGGGUCCCAGUGCCGGGUGGUGUGGUCCGGAGACGGCUUAGUGUACCCUGCGGUGCUGAUCUCCAUAAAUGGGGACCGAGGGCGGGUGCGAUUUGAUGGCUACGGAAAUGAGGAGGAACUGGAGCUGAGUGCCCUGCUGCCCCCAGGAGAACCGGAGCCGAGUGACAGUGCUGCAACCCAGGCUCUGAAAAGGAGCCCAGAUGGUGGCAGUAGCAGCUCCGACUGCAAAAAUAAGGAGAAACAGAAGAUAAGUGUCGACAGAGAGGGUCUGUACAGCCUGGGCUCCAGCUGCGUCACUGGUACUGGUGAAGAUAGCAGUAAUUACUAUACGAGGAGUAAAAAAGAGCGGAGAAGCACAAAGAUGACAGGCAGCUGGAGAGGCAGACCCGCAGGAAGCUGCCCCACAUCAGCUCACCCUUUUCCCAGCUUUCCUUCUGUGCCAGCAGCCAAUGAGAGCUCAGAGGGGUUUUUGCCUCUCGUCCCGCCGCCACCUCCCUUUUGCACCUUGCCCACCAGAGCGGGGGCUGAUGGAGGCAUCGCUGGCCUGGACCAGGAAGUGGCUCAUCUGUCCAGCAUGCUGCUGUCUUGGUACCUCUGCGGGUACCACACCGGCUACUACAUGGCCAAACAACGCACAAAAGCUAACGCAGUGACAGACACGAAGAAACCUAAGCACGGCUACAAGUGUGAGAAGCCUUAAGAGCGUUUCUUCUGACGAUAUGAGGACUUCGAGACAAAGUGAGGUUUAAGUCAGUGCCAAGUUUGUCAGUGCUAAAUGCCGUCUGUGGUUUUCCAUUCUUGGCCCUAAAACGGACAAAUGGAUGGACGAGCGACAGACAAGUCCUUUUUGGUUGUGUUGGGUGAAGUUUGUCUUAAACUGAGUGGAGAGGAUUUCCUGACCUCACUGCUUAUCUGCUGUCUAGCGUGCGCCUGGUUCCUCUGCGUAAGCUUGUAAUUGUACCUUUUGAGGUACAGAAAUUAACUCUGAGAAACAUCCCGAAGGUACAAACAGCAUUGAUGUUCCAUCAUUGGUACAGAAAUGAUCCUCAGAGUCCAUUUCUGUACCUAAAAAGGUACAAUUACCUACAGCUAAGGGUACAAUCAGCGGACCUUUGACAGUACAGACCCAGUGACAAGCAAGGGUACAAAUUUUUCACCCUUUUCUGAGUGCUUUCAGUUUCUCAUUCCUUAUUAUAAAAUUGAAACGAUGGAAAGAAAGACAGAAACUGGCAUUUGCAGUGACACCUUUCCAAUAAAAAAGUUUAAAAUGAGAAA